Messenger RNA from Phycomyces blakesleeanus NRRL 1555(-), 1464 nucleotides. RefSeq lists its product as hypothetical. Lineage: Eukaryota; Fungi; Mucoromycota; Mucoromycetes; Mucorales; Phycomycetaceae. The record is from RefSeq and is a predicted model, not a curated record. The transcript has 7 exons. Bases 1 to 1464 code for a protein of 487 amino acids.
AUGCCUAGACACACUGUUACCCCUGAAGAAAGGGCCGAAAGAAGACGAAGAUACAUGAGAGAAUACCAGCGUAAUCGUUGGCAAUCAUUGCAAGUGGAAACAUCCGAAACAGAAACACAACAACGGAAUUCAAUGUCUCAAGCAGAGUAUAUGCGAGAAUAUCAGCGGAAUUGCCUGCAAACUGCAGAAAUGGAAGUGAUAGCAACAGUAGAAGCAGAGAAUAUUAAUACUUCUCAAGUAGUUGAGACAGUAGAAGCAGAGAAUAUUAGUAAUUCUCAUGCAGAGUAUAUGUGGGAGUAUCGACGCAGAUGCCAACUUACAGCUGAAAUAGAAGUAGUUAAGGCAGAAGUAGUGAGAGCACAAGUAAUUCAAGCAGAAGUAGUGGGAACAGAAAUAGUGGGAACAGAAGUAGUGGAGACAGAAGCGGCAGAGACAGAAGAGGAGAACCAUAAUUCUCGAGCAGAAUAUAUGCGUGAGUAUAGAGAGGGUCCUACAUGCGUAUGCGGAUAUUGUGGAGGCCUUUUCUUUCAAAAAGAUAUAUCUUCAGUAAAACGAACCACUCUUACAGGCAAUUGGGGUUGUUCAGAAGAUAUUGUUGAAAAAACCUUUUGGGCAAUUGACAAUCAUAAGAUACCAAGCACUUUCGUUGGUGAAGAUAUUAUAGACAAUAUUUCACUAUGUUCUACCUGUACAACAUCACUUAAGAAAAAAACACUUCCAACUCUUGCUCUCUCUAAUGGUCUCCACUUUCCUGAUCAUGUCUCUAUAUGGACACACAGAGGACUAACUGGGCAGUAUAGAAGUAAAGGCGGUAUUAUCAACGUACCUGUUAAUAUUGAUACAAUGGUUUCCUUACUUCCUCGUAAUCUUGAUGACUCAAAUACAAUUCACUUGAGUUUAGCUUGUAGGAUGCGUUAUAUCAAAGACUAUAUCAAAAGAAAUAUAAGUCCCGCUAAAGUUGCCAAUAAUGAUACUGAAAACGUAGAAGAAGUUGAUAGGGUUGAAGACUUUGAAGGAAAUGAAGAAAGUAGUACCGAACACGAAUCAAUAAACUCUAGUGAGCAGGAAAUGGCUAUAGUUUUAGAUCACGAAGCUCUCAGACUUUCGCCUGGAGAUGGAAGAAUCCCUUUGUCUAUUUUGACUGAUAAAGACAGCGACUUUUUGGCUUUUCCUCAAAUUUUCUGUGGCCAGCAAUUAUCUACUGAUACUCUGACUUACUCUUUCCUGACAAAGUCCAUUGCAAGGAGAUUCAAUUUUCUCCAGAAGAAAACAAAACUCUCCAACAAUGUACCAUACGCUGCAUCUGACUUCUUAAAUAAUGACAGUAUUGAUGGAUUACUCAGUAAAGACCAGGCUUAUAAGACAUUUAGUGGUAUCCGUUCUACUGCAGAAUAUUGGAAAAACAAGAAGAAAAAUCUUUUGGCAAUGCAGAAGCAAGUUGGCCUAAGCUAUUAUGCAUUUUAA